This is a messenger RNA of Staurois parvus, 405 nucleotides long. The record is from the annotation of a GenBank genome assembly. NCBI's taxonomy places the organism in Eukaryota, Metazoa, Chordata, Amphibia, Anura, Ranidae.
AUGCAGACGGCUUCUACAAACAUUGGUGAAAGACUGUGCAAUAAGUCCAUCCGUGACAUUUCCUGGCUACUAAAUAUUCCACGCUCAACUGUUAGUGGGAUUAUAACAAAGUGGAAGCAACUGGGAACAAUAGCAACUCAGCCACCAAGUGGUAGGCCACGUCACAUGACAGAGCGGGGUCAGCGCAUGCUGAAGCACACAGUGCGCAGAAGUCACCAACUGUCUGCAGAGUCAAUAGCUAAAGACAUCCAAACUUGGUGUGGCCUUCAGAUUAGAACAACAACAGUGCGUAGAGAGCUUCAUGGAAUGGGUUUCCAUGGCCGAGCAGCUGCAUCCAAGCCUCGAAUGCCGUGGUGUAAAGCACGCCGCCACUGGACUCUAGAGCAGUGGAGACGUGUUCUCUGG